CACUAGGUCACCGCCCUUGCCACGUCCUCCCUGGCGAAACCCCCUUUCCUUUUAAUGGUCCCCGGAGCGUAAAUUUCAAAACCUCUUCAUUCCCUAUUUUUUUGAGAGCACGAGGAUCCGAAACCCUAGCCCUAGCUUUGUUGUCCGCCACCGAUGGCUCGUACGAAGCAAACCGCUCGCAAGUCCACUGGCGGUAAAGCCCCCCGGAAGCAACUCGCCACAAAGGCGGCGAGGAAGUCGGCGCCGACCACCGGCGGUGUCAAGAAGCCCCACCGCUACCGCCCCGGCACCGUCGCCCUUCGUGAGAUUCGGAAAUACCAGAAGAGCACAGAGCUGCUGAUAAGGAAGCUGCCGUUCCAGAGGCUGGUUCGUGAGAUCGCGCAGGACUUCAAGACGGAUCUCAGGUUCCAGAGUCACGCCGUCUUGGCCCUCCAGGAGGCUGCCGAGGCUUAUCUCGUUGGGCUUUUCGAGGACACCAAUCUCUGCGCCAUCCAUGCCAAGCGCGUUACCAUUAUGCCUAAGGACAUCCAGCUCGCCCGCCGCAUCCGUGGAGAGCGUGCUUAGAUUGGCAACACCCCCCCGCCCGGGGUUCUU
Elaeis guineensis (African oil palm) is the source of this 594-nucleotide messenger RNA. RefSeq names its product histone H3.3. Gene Ontology annotation, cellular component: nucleosome. NCBI's taxonomy places the organism in Eukaryota, Viridiplantae, Streptophyta, Magnoliopsida, Arecales, Arecaceae. The record is from RefSeq and is a predicted model, not a curated record. Gene Ontology annotation, molecular function: DNA binding; protein heterodimerization activity; structural constituent of chromatin.